AUGAGGAAGGCAGUCAUUAAUCGGGCAGAUCAAUCCUUCCUUUCUGACAGAAACAGGGCCGGCAGAUCAGUCUAUCUUGGAUGGUUGAACUGCAGGAAGAUUGGCAAUUUGGCAUCAGCAACAGUUCCUGUGGACGCCUGCUGAUGAUGCGAUGGCCAUGGCUGAUGGCCCGGCAUGUUCUCUGCAAUGCAAAUAACCUAGCCUACGUGGAACUCAAUUACGCCGCCGGCAAUGGCAAGCGAGCCGAGCCAUGGACUGCACCACCACGCAUGCAUCUCAAUCUCAACGCAACAAAUCAGAUCUGUCUCAUGGCUCAUGGCAUCACAUGUCUGUCGUCUGGUCGAUCUGGUUCGGAUUAAUGCCGAGCUACCUACCAAGCUAGGUGAAGUCCGAUCAACAGCUCGCAUCGAGCUUACCUCACCUGAAUCAUGGCAGCAAUAGGCACUGCAGGUCAAACCUGCCAGUUGGCAUGAUCAGAUGAUGAAAUCAAGCUCACCUACUUGCAACUCCCAGUUUCCCAGAGGCCAGAGUAUAUGUUGUACAAGUAUUUUAAGCCCGGCAUGUUUGUCUUACUCUCUCUGCUCCUGCAAUGCAAGACGUGUAUAUUGACACUAAAAUUUCUUUAUACUACAAAUUGGAGCCUGCAGAACCUUCUUGAAUGUUUCUUGCAAGGAAGUGCCUCUUAUUUUAAUAGCUCCGGUUAGCAUCUCAGUUCUCAUGUCAUGCAUGAGCAGACUUGUACCUUGUCUCUGGUUAGUAUCCCUUCCAUCCCUUUCUCCUCCAUGGGAGCACUUCUCCCUCUUCUCUCUCUACUCUGCAGCCUCACAUUACUCCUCCAAGUGCAUUGUAAUUACCAGGUGCAGAGCCUGCGACGUUCACCAUAACCAACAGCUGCGACUACACGAUGUGGCCGGGCAUCCUCUCCAACGCCGGUGUUUCGCCACCGUCCACCACCGGCUUCGUGCUCCCCUCGGGCCAGUCCCUCACGGUCACCGUCGCCUCCACGUGGUCCGGCCGUAUCUGGGGCCGCACGCUCUGCGUCACGGAUUCCUCCGGCAGCUUCGCCUGCGCCACGGGCGACUGCGGCUCGGGUGCCGUCGAGUGCUCCGGCAGCGGCGCCGCUCCUCCGGCUACCCUGGCCGAGUUCACGCUCGCCGGCGGCACCGGCGGGAACGACUUCUACGACGUCAGCCUCGUCGACGGCUUCAACAUGCCGAUGCUCGUGGCGCCGCAGGUGCCGUCGGCGACCAACGGUAGCUGCCAGGCCACGGGCUGCCCCGCGGACCUGAACAAGGCGUGCCCCGCGGACCUCCGCGUGGCGUCUUCCGACGGCGGCGCGGCGGCGGUGGCGUGCAGGAGUGCGUGCGAGGCGUUCCGGGAGGCGCGGUACUGCUGCAGCGGCGCGUACGGGUCGCCGGCGACGUGCGCGCCCACGUCGUACUCGCUUUUCUUCAAGGCGGCGUGCCCGAGCGCGUACAGCUACGCGUACGACGACGCGACGUCGACGUUCACCUGCGCGGCGGCCGGCGGCGGCUACGACGUCGUGUUCUGCCCCAGCACGUCCAGCCAAAAAUCUGGCGGGAAUGCCGAGGCACCCAGCAACCCAACAAUGCCGUUCUCCGGAGAUGCGGAGCACUUGGCGAGCAGGAAGGCCGUCGCUGCCCUCCUGGUUGUCAUCGUCUCGGUGGUAUCAACUCGGCGCUGGUGAUCUCAUGCAUGCAAUGCAAACAUUCAUAGGCUUAGACGCUAGCAUGUUUUGAAGAAUUUUGGAAAGUUAGAGAAUUUUGCUUUUCAAAUAGAUCGGAACUGUAUUGUACAUUUGAGCUUUCACAAGUGACGAUGUAGAAUUGUACCGCGCGACGUCUGGCCUAAUUGCCUAAACAACAUCUCGGUCGAUCCGCCCAGAGCAGACCAAUUCGAGUCGGUUCGGUGGAAUGGAAAAGGUAAAUAGAAACUAAUGCCUA
Molecule: messenger RNA, 1964 nt
Organism: Phragmites australis (common reed)
Lineage: Eukaryota; Viridiplantae; Streptophyta; Magnoliopsida; Poales; Poaceae
Product: thaumatin-like protein 1b
Exons: 3
Coding region: 905-1708 (267 amino acids)
Biological process (GO): defense response
Cellular component (GO): extracellular region
Source: RefSeq, a predicted model, not a curated record